UCACUCAUUUGUUCCUACCGAGGGAUCAUCGGCGUGGAUUAGGGCUGAUUCAGGCAUUUAUGCCAAUGGGGAAGCACUUGAAGCUGGUGCGCAGGUUUGUCUUGCUGAUUUCCAUCGUUUCUGUGCAUUCAGAGUCGCGGACAUGGACGAUGUGGAGGAGAUCGUGACAUGCAUGGACGAGCACUCGGCUGAGCUUGUGCCUCCCUGCCUGGACCUGGUCGAGAGCAUCGCCCACAGCCUCGUUGCCUUGCACUCUGCAUGCGAUCAAGACCUCAAAGUCAAGUGUCCAGCUGCCAUCGGCGAAUUUCGCAAGGCUCGUGACUGCAUCCGCGUCAACCUGGCAGACUUGACCCACGAGUGUCUGUCAGAAGUCUCUUCCUUCAUGCAGGAAGUCAAACAGCUCAGAGGAUGGAAGACGGCUGGUUCCUCCUCUUCCUUUGGCGACAUGUUUCCACAUCAGCCUGCAAGGCUGAAUCAGGAUGAGAGCGAGACAAAGGGCUAUGGAAGCGGCUUUCAAGGUUCUCUUGCCUCCUUCUUGCUCGGGGGUUUAUCGAGCAUCAUGGUGCUCGCUGCCUACAUGUUUAUCAUCGACAUCCUCAAGCGCAGGCACGAGCAAUCUCUCGGGCUGCCGUCAGCAUGGGAUCACUCUCAGACCCCAGCAGCGUGCACCAAAUACUAGCUGCAGACUUCCAGCUUCCCAUCAACAGGGAACUUCAAAGGGGCGCACGUCCCCUGGUAUCCUCGAUCUACCCAACUCUCAGUUAGUCUACUUCAUCUUUGAGUGUAAUAUACACCCCUCCACCUUG
Guillardia theta CCMP2712 is the source of this 806-nucleotide messenger RNA. RefSeq lists its product as hypothetical. The transcript has 3 exons. Bases 143 to 679 code for a protein of 178 amino acids. Lineage: Eukaryota; Cryptophyceae; Pyrenomonadales; Geminigeraceae. The record is from RefSeq and is a predicted model, not a curated record.